Molecule: messenger RNA, 1620 nt
Organism: Trichosurus vulpecula (common brushtail)
Lineage: Eukaryota; Metazoa; Chordata; Mammalia; Diprotodontia; Phalangeridae
Gene: PKIG
Product: cAMP-dependent protein kinase inhibitor gamma
Exons: 4
Coding region: 378-605 (75 amino acids)
Biological process (GO): negative regulation of cAMP-dependent protein kinase activity
Cellular component (GO): cytoplasm; nucleus
Molecular function (GO): cAMP-dependent protein kinase inhibitor activity
Source: RefSeq, a predicted model, not a curated record
AGUUGCCCGGGUAACGGACUCAGCCGCCGUCGCCGCCGGUGCCACCCUGCGGACGACUCCCCGGCCCCCGGGCCGCGCAGGGAGACGGACGCAGAGGAGGCCCCAGAGCCGCUCGGCGCCCGCAAGGCACAGGGGUGGGAGUCGUUUCGAGGCUGUGCCCAAGGGGCGAUCCCCGCCGACCGGAGUGCCCCCUCCCAGUGGGUCGGACCGAGCUCGUGUCGUUUGCCUGGAGGACUGGCUUAGGCUGAGCGGAGAGGGAUCUCAAAGCACCAUCUGGGGGUACUGUCUAUAGUGGUUAGUGAAGAGCUGAAAAUCUGAAGACAUGAUGGGAAGAGAAGAGAACUAAACCAGCCGUGCUCAGGAAUGCUAGAGGCGUGAUGGAGGUUGAAUCCUCAUACACAGACUUCAUCUCCUGUGACAGAACGGGCCGUAGGAAUGCUGUCCCUGACAUCCAGGAUGACUCGGCAGCAGUGAGUGUGAGGAAGCUGACGGGGAACAUGGGAGAGCUGGCACUCGGAGGAGCAGAAGGGCAGGCAGAGAUAAGCACCUCGGACAAGGAAGCUGGCACCAGGCCUGAGGGAAAUGAGGGCACUACCACGUCCUGAGAGCCGCCCCUAUCCCAUUCCCUUUGUCCAGUGGCUGAAGAAAGAAGCAACCAGCCCAGGCUUCCCAAGAGGCAGACUUGGCAGCAUUCUCCCCGAGGAUCACUUCCCUCCCCUGCAGUAACUUGUUGGGGCACAAUGAAGCCAUGUGGACCUCCCCAGACUUUCCUUUUCCUCUAGUCCACCGCCGACCCCCCCCCUGCCACCUCACUCGCCCCACACAGAGGAAGCUUGUGCUCAGGGCAGGUUGGCCCUGCUAUGGGGACCUCAGACUGAGGCUAGCCUCCAGAGGUGCCUUAAGAGCCCUACCCCAGCUUAGGGAAACCGUAGUUUUGCCUACCAUGGACCUUCCCUUCUUUCAGGCCCACCUAUUCUACUGUGUUUGGCAAUUCAAAACGUUAUUUAUUUGGUUUACACCUGUGGGGUGGGAAUGGGGAGGUACCACCUGCUCCCUUCCUCUGGAGGACAGAUAGAAGCCAGGUCCCCUCCUACUUCCUCUUAGGGGAAACAUCCUCAGUGGCUUCAGCCCUCACACUGACCCACUCAAUCCAUUCAAUUUCCUGAGUGCCUACUCUGUGCAGGGCUCUGAAGGAAGCAAAAAAGAUGACUAAAACCUGGCUGCUGACCUUAGGGAGCACCCUGUCCUCAGGGUUGCUGAUUGCUUCGUCUCUGACGCUCAGGAUCAAGGGAGAGAUCCUUCCCAACCCAUCUGGAUUAGUUCCUUUUAACUCUUUUUAAACUUUGACUUUAAAUAUCCACCUUUGUGGGGGUGGGGGGGGGCAGGUAAGGAGGGGGGAAAAGACAGUGGAGCCUUGCCUUUUAUUUCCAUGGAGAGGAGGGUGUUUUAAUCUAAACUCUUUGACCUGUGUAGCUCAGAGAGGAUGAUUCUUGACCUUUUCCAAACCCAUUCUUAAGGGAAUCAUUUUGUUUCCCAAUUUUACUAAGUUGUGUCUCCUUUCUACAAAGAUACUUGAUGCCUACCACUUGGAAAAUAAAUUCAGACCUUUUGUGUGAUUGA